GGUCUACCUAGUGCCAUAUUGCCUAUGCCAGGGCUGUAUGACUUUAGCCUUCCAGCUGUUGUUGGACUACAACUCGUUCGUUUCUGGGUCCAAUUCAAGGCUUAUGGAGCAUUUGAACAGAAGGGACAUUCUUGACACCCCGACUCCCCCCGUCUGCCUUUUUUUUAAUGCUUUAGUUUACAAACAAUGGCUUUCCAGGAUCCUCCGAGUCUCCGCAUUAGUUUGCCUAUAUUUCUACUCUUUUUGGAAAUUGCUUUCAUCCUCAUAUUUGCCUUUUUUGUUGAAUAUGAUGAUCAAGAAGACCUCAGUAUCUACCCAGCAUUUCAAGAUGUGAACGUCAUGGUGAUGGUUGGAUUCAGCUUCCUUCUGGCCUUCUUGAAGAGAUACGGCUUCAGCAGUGUGGGAUUCAACCUUCUUCUUGCUGCCCUGGGAGUUCAGUGGGCUGUGCUUGUGAAUGGAUUCUUUUUCCACUUCUCAGAUGGGAGUGUGAUGAUCAAUCUACACAGCAUCUUAGCAGCCCUCAUGAGUGUAACCACAGUGUUGGUAUCAGUUGGGGCAGUACUUGGCAAAGCUAGCCCAAUCCAGCUGACUUGGAUGGCUGUGAUGGAACUGACUGUUUUCAUUGCCAACAGAUGGAUUGCCGUCCAUUUUCUCCAGAUUGAAAACCACCUAAGCCUGAUGCAUGUCCAUCUGUUUGGGGCCUGCUUUGGCCUGAUGGUCUCCUGGUUUCUCUAUCAUCCCUUGCUGAGCUCCAGAGUUGAGAGAGAAAGGUCAAGUCGAGUGUCUGAUCUGCUUGCAAUGCUGGGUUCUCUCUUCCUCUGGAUGUUCUGGCCCAGCUUCAAUUCUGCCCUGGUAGAAAAUACGGUGAUGAACCAGAAGCUCCGUGCUGUCUGCAACACCUACUUUGCCAUUGUUGCAAGUACCGUGGCUGCCUUUUCACUCUCAGUGGCGACCAGCAGAAUUGGAAAGUUCAGCAUGGCCCACAUCCACAACGGCAUGCUGGCAGGUGGGGCUGCUAUUGGUUUCUCAGCUCCCAUCAUCCAACACCCAUGGAUUGCGAUUGCUUUGGGUCUGGGGGCUGGCACCAUCUCUGUAGUUGGACUUGCCUUCAUACAGAAACGCUUGGAUCCAGCAUUCAGGAUUCACGACACCUGUGGAGUCCUUUAUACAUUUGGCUUGCCCAGUUUGUUGGGAGGGAUAGCCCACAUCAUAAUUUCCAUAAAUGACCAUGGAGGAAGCAUAUCAGUGGUAGGUUAUGCAGCGUUGCUUGAAUUCGGUGCUCUCAGCCUGAGCAUUAGCAUGGGUUUGGUCGCCGGCUUUUUUACAGGUUUGUUCUUAAUGAAUCCAUUAUGGAAAGCACCCCCUGAAACAAAUCCUUUUGAUGAUCAAGCUUAUUGGGAGUUCCCCCAUUUAGCUGCUGGCUACUGAAUACACAUAUCCAGACUGCAGCCAACGAGACACUGGAAAGAAUCACUUUCCACCUGCGGCCAUAAGACAGUGUAAAAAUGAGGUUUAAUAUCUGCUUUAUUAAAACCACCCAAAGUUC
Messenger RNA from Hemicordylus capensis (graceful crag lizard), 1546 nucleotides. Its product is annotated as RH-like protein. Lineage: Eukaryota; Metazoa; Chordata; Lepidosauria; Squamata; Cordylidae. Gene Ontology annotation, cellular component: plasma membrane. The transcript is spliced from 11 exons. Gene Ontology annotation, biological process: ammonium transmembrane transport; ammonium homeostasis. The record is from RefSeq and is a predicted model, not a curated record. The coding region runs from base 187 to 1428 and encodes 413 amino acids. Gene Ontology annotation, molecular function: ammonium channel activity.